GCCGUAUUCGGCAACAAAGGCGUGGUGAUUAAUUUUCUCACUGCGCAUGAUAUGAAGCUGAUGAAGGACAUUGAGAGGUUCUGCCACAUCCGUGUUGACGAGAUGCCGGAGCUCUCUUCUUUUAAUGGAAACGCUGGGUACACCAACUCCAGCCUAGGCGGCGGCUGA
This is a messenger RNA of Symbiodinium pilosum, 168 nucleotides long. The record is from the annotation of a GenBank genome assembly. NCBI's taxonomy places the organism in Eukaryota, Dinophyceae, Suessiales, Symbiodiniaceae.